CAUCUAUCCACCCCCCUUCUAAUCCCCCUCGGACUAUUCCACCCGUAUUCUAAUUCUUUUUAUUCACUACUUAACUCGUUUAUUUACCAAAGCGGUCUGCUAGACAUCCUCCCGCGGGAGGCGGUGAUUUCCGACCAUGACUCGCGCUUCAACACCUCCGAUACUUCUAGAACUUCAAAGCGCAGAUUCCUUAUCAUCGCAGGCUUCGGCGCUUCGAACCCUUAAAAAUGAGACAAUUGGCCAUGAUCAACGCAAAGAAGCCUGGAUCCGGUGGGGUAUAAUCCCCAUACUAGCCAAGGUCCUUGCCUCCAGGCAGACUAGCGGGAAGAACACCGAGCUCAAUGGGCCGACCAAAAGCCAACAGCCAUCGAGUCGCAAUCGGCAGGAAGAUGAAACGUGUCUACAGGCAAUUAUAGUACUUGGUAGUAUAGCACAAGGCGGUGCAGCUUUCCUUUCCCCUAUCCUAUCUAGCGGUAUACUCUCGAUCCUCCUGUCUAUAUUAUCAUCACCCGAUUGCCCUCAAUCUUUCGUUCUCCCCAUCCUGCGAACCCUGAAUAACAUCGCGGAUCGGCUACCACUGCAAAGCCAACAGCAAUGGCCAAAAGAUACACGUUUAGCCGAUCUGCUCUUCUCAGACGAACAUAUCAGCUGCCUGUCACGUAUUCUCGGGCAGGAGUACGGCACUUAUCAUGCGCAGACAUCCAUUGAACUUGCUGCGGCCCUUAUCGGAAAGCUUUGCACAGAGGAAACCCAUAAGGCGGUCCUAGCCGACUGUGGCGUGUUGGAUGCGCUGGCUGUGAAGGUGGCAUCAUUCGUCGUUGCUCAGGGCUUUGUACUUCCAGGUGCGGAGGCACAUUUGCAGGAGUCUGGCUCUCUUGGUUCUCUACCUCCCCCUGCACCUUCAAGUGCCAAGCUGGCUCCGAUCCUUCGUGCUACCACGGUCAUCAUUGAACAUUCUAAAUGGCGUGCGGAGCAUUUUCUCUCAUCGCCGGGAAUAGUGACUGUUUUCCCCAAGCAGGUGCCUGGAUUUGCCCCUUCUGAUAUCAAGACAGGCCCGUGGGGAUCGACAUAUUUUUCGGGCUCAGCUGUGCCACGCCACGCCGGGGCCAGCCCCCUCGAGCAUCUCCUACCAUCGGUUCCACUGUCUCAAGGAAAAGCUUCUGCUAGUGCUACCAAUUUUCCACCCCUUGGUCAGCCACAUGGACCCCAACGCCGGCAUAGUCAUUCAUUCCCAACCCCCUUCUCGAUCUUGGAGGCACCGAACUCUGAUGACGAUGAGAAUGCUAUCGUCCCUUGGCUUCUAUAUACCAUCCGUGCCGAGUGUGGCAUGGUGCGGUUGAUGGCAGCACGUCUGGUCACAGUUCUUUACCGUCUAGGUCUAACGAAGAAGCUUCGAGUCUCUAUGCUUUGUUACUUGUUGAUUCCAAUUCUUAUCCGGAUGCUUGACAAGGACUAUGAAAUAACUGGCGAUGAUGGCGUCCAGUAUGGAGGACUGAUUCUGUCCACUGACCGUCUGAAAGAGGAAGCCCCGGCGGUGCUUGCUACACUGGUUAUCGACGAUCAAGAGCUACAGAAGCAUGCAGUCGAUGGAGGUGCUAUUAAACGACUGUCUCAGCUCCUGAAGGAAACCUAUAACCCAAUUCAAGAGAACGCUAAACCGAUGUGGCAUGUCGAUGGCGGGGAAAAGGUCGAGACUAUUUGCACACAAUCAGCAGAGUGUAUGCUGGGUCCUCCAGGAUAUUCUCCCAUUCAUUGUCAUGUCAUGCGAUACCGGGAGAACAUUCUCAAGGCCUUGGCCGCCCUGGUGCCUUUCAAGGAUGAAUACCGCAAGACUAUCUGUGACAAUGGGGUAGUUCCCUAUAUCAUCGAUUCGCUCAAACCGUGCCCGAACGAUCCUCGAGACACAUCGAAUCCGAAAAACACCGCUGCUGAUGGAAAUCCUACACCCACCCUAUUAGCAGCUUGUGGUGCUGCACGGAUGCUCACUCGCUCGGUUAGCGUAUUAAGGACUAGUCUUAUUGACGCUGGAGUAGCCACUCCUUUAUUCGCCUUGAUUCGGCACCAGGAUAUUGAAGUGCAGAUUGCAGCAACGUCAGUUAUAUGUAAUCUUGCGCUGGACUUUAGCCCAAUGAAAGAGGCAAUUAUAUCCGCAGAGAUCCUUCCAACAUUAUGUGAGCAUGCACAUUCUACGAACACAAAGCUCCGGAUUGAAUCGCUUUGGGCGUUGAAGCAUGUGGCCUAUAACUCGACCAACGAUGUCAAGAUGAAAGUCAUUAACGGCUUGGGACCUACGUGGAUCCAGCAAAUCAUAACGCAAGACCCAACUAGUGCUCUAGCUAAACGAGGCAUGGAUGAUGAGAUGGAAAGCGGCACCUCAACGGGCAUGAGUCGAGCCAACUCCGCAGGUGAACAAGUUGAUCUAUUGAAUCCUGUCGAGGACACACAGGAACGCGAUGAGGAUAUGAAAAUGGCCGAUACCUUGCCGCCGUCUAAGAUGAGCUUAGAGAUGUUCCUCCCCGAUGUUAGCCGGCGUCGCAAACUUGCGCUGCAUGGGGACCUCGACCAAACUACUCAAGCACGCCAAGACGAUAUUGCCGUACAGGAACAGACUUUUGAUCUCUUGCGUAAUCUUGUUUGUGGCCCGGGUGCAUCCGAGAUGAUUGAUCAUUUGUUCAAGGAGAUCGGGCAGGAUUUGAUCUUGGAUGCACUGGCGGAUAAACUACGGCCUCGUACCAUCCAAGUGCCACAUAAACGAGAAUCAUCUUCCCACAGAGCUCUCCAAGUUCCAACAGAGAUUCUGGUGGCAGUCACGUAUGUGAUCAUCCACCUCGCCGCUAGCCUCCCGUGGCACCGCCAACUUUUGGUCUCACACCGUGAUCUCUUACGUUAUCUCAUGGGGUACUUCGAGCACGCCAACCGGGAUGUGCGGACAAAUUGUGUGUGGGUAGUAAUCAAUCUCACAUAUGAGGAUGACUCGAGUGAUCGAGACGGCUGCCGUGAGCGAGCAUACAAACUGCUCUCGGUUGGGGUGAUGGACCGGUUGAAGCGCUUAGAAGAGGACCCAGACCUUGAUGUCCGAGAGCGAACCAAAACAGCCUUACAUUUGGUAAGGACCUUGACCCAGGCCUAAUGGUUGUCAACCUUCUUCUACCUCUUUUUAUUUUUCUUCUCCGGGUUCUCUUUUGCCAUCUUCCGUUUAAUUACGAUCUCUUGAUUGCUUGUUUUCAUGCUGCAUGGACAGGCACAGCUCUAUGAACUAUGGUCGGCGUUGGGAUGGUUGUAUAAAGAUCUUGAAAGGAUUAUGAUAAAAUGUACAUGUUGGCUUAUGCGUACAAAAUUUCUUCCCCUUUCUCUUGUUUCUUUCCAUUUCUCUUCCAUCCUUGAUGACUGGG
Molecule: messenger RNA, 3392 nt
Organism: Aspergillus caelatus
Lineage: Eukaryota; Fungi; Ascomycota; Eurotiomycetes; Eurotiales; Aspergillaceae
Product: armadillo repeat protein
Exons: 3
Coding region: 137-3130 (997 amino acids)
Biological process (GO): proteasome-mediated ubiquitin-dependent protein catabolic process
Cellular component (GO): GID complex
Molecular function (GO): protein binding
Source: RefSeq, a predicted model, not a curated record